AACUUGGAAUUGAAGAAUGUCAGCAUCAGUUCCAGAUGAACAGAUGGAAUUGCACCACAUAUCAAGAUCCACAACAUAAAGUGUUUGGCGGAGUCUUAGACAUCAGAACAAAGACACUCGAGGGAAGUGGGAAUGGGGCGGAUGUUCUGNUAAACGUUAAAACAAGGGCUGAAAACGACAUCAGAAGUGAACUCUUUUUUAGUGGCAAAGAGUCCAAUGAUUUGAGGAAAAGAGAGACAAAACAAGAGAGCAAUUCAACCGAUGAUUUCGAUACUGUCGUCAAAUACCAAAACUCUAUUCAGGAAAGAGUGGCCAAAGAAAUGCUUGAAUUGACACAUAAUCUCAAACAUAACGUUAGUCUCAGUAAUGAGAUCAUCAAAAAAGACACAGAGAGUUUGGACAGAAGCGCUGGUUUAGCGCAAAAAAAUACCGACAGUCUUAAGACGAAUACCGAUAAAAUUGGUGACUUUGUCCGCCGCUCGUGUCAGUACUGGCUAUGGAUUAUGUUAUUCAUUGUUUCGUUUACUUUCCUAUGGAUUGUUGUAUUCAUACGACUGUUUCCCAAAAAAUAUCAUUAAAUUUGUGUUAAGAAAUGAUUUAUGAAUUUUAUUAUUAUUACGAAUAUUUUGUAUAAUAUUUACAUUAUUUUUUAAUAUACGAGACAACGAUUUAAUGAAAUAAUAAGUUUAUUUA
Molecule: messenger RNA, 693 nt
Organism: Medioppia subpectinata
Lineage: Eukaryota; Metazoa; Arthropoda; Arachnida; Sarcoptiformes; Oppiidae
Source: the annotation of a GenBank genome assembly